This is a messenger RNA of Dreissena polymorpha, 4803 nucleotides long. RefSeq names its product cadherin-22-like. Gene Ontology annotation, biological process: homophilic cell-cell adhesion. The record is from RefSeq and is a predicted model, not a curated record. Gene Ontology annotation, cellular component: membrane. NCBI's taxonomy places the organism in Eukaryota, Metazoa, Mollusca, Bivalvia, Myida, Dreissenidae. Bases 2081 to 2680 code for a protein of 199 amino acids. Gene Ontology annotation, molecular function: calcium ion binding. The transcript is spliced from 9 exons.
AAAGAUGUUGAACGAAAAAUAACCUAAUAAUUCUUAAGGAAACGCAUUUGAUGCAAGACACUUGAAACUUAACCCCUUGCAUGCUGGGAAAUUUUUCGUCUGCUUAAAUGUCGUCUGCUAAAUUUCUAAAAUUAGCAUUUUCUUAUAUAUUUUUUUCAAAGAAUAGUAUCAGAAUAGCAAACAGUUUGUAUCCUGAUGAGACGCCACGUUCUGUGGCGUCUCAUCUGGAUCCAAACUGUUUGCAAAGGCCUUCAAAAUCCGGUUCCAGCGCUUGAAACGUAAUCGCAAGACUACAUCACUUUUUAGAUUAUUCGCCUAGAUAAAAUAAUAUCGAAAUUCACUGCCCAAACUGUUUGAUCCUGUCCUAGGAAAUUUGUUGUUGAAACAUAGAAUUGUAGGCUUAUUGUAAUUUAAACGAAGCGUCAUCGAUUGACUUCAGCAUUCAGUAAUUGUUGACUCGUACAAAAACUGUUUCAAUAUUAUUUAUACAUGCACAACACGCGCAGUGGUGCAUGUACAUUUAAAGUGACAGUUCAUAUGGGCAGAAUCGUAUUGAGGAUUUCACUGAAAAUCCGGUUGAAAACAAACAAUUUAGCGAAUUUUAUUUUGGGGUCGAGUACGGUAAAGUACGAAAACGACCUAAUUAAUAUGCAUGACUCGACACGUUAAUUCAAACCUAAACAAACAAAAUUGCGGAUACGGGCGAAUUUAGCGGAGGGAAGGGAAGAACAAAUACAAAUACACCUGUUACAGACGGAAACUGAGUUGCAACGCUACGAUUUUGCUAAAUCAAUGUAUCUAUCUUCCAUAUGCUUAUAAUGGUUAUCGAAAGCUAAAUAUAGAUUUAAUUUGCAUAACUUGCGACGCUGCAAUGAUUUUCGCCUAUUGCAUGAAUUUAUGAUCAUUUAUAUAUUAUUUUAUCGAUUCAAACCCGAUUUUGACCAGGUGUUCGAUGUCAACAUCGAUACAAAAUAUAUUUCAUUAAUUUAUGUAAAGUUUAUUUCUCGCUAUACGAUUUAUAUGCCAAACAACGAUGGACUGUCACUUUGAUAUUUAGCAUGUCUUUUUUUCAGGACAAACAAUUAAUAAAUACGUCAGCCAUGACAUCACCGUCAAGGAAACGGAACCCGUAGGUCACGUGAUAGCCAAUCUCGCCGGAAGCGUAAACUGCAACGUGACGUCAUACACACCCAGUCGGUCAGAUCGCUAUUUCAGCAUGAACGAAAGCGUUCUUACACUGCAAGAAGAGUUGGAUUUGGACGCAGGCCUGCAAAGUCAAGUAUAACGCGUGACGCAAUACGCAUCAGAUCACAUUUGUAACGUGACGCCACAUCGAUAUGAAACUGAUUUAGGUCCAUGAUGUCCCGUUUUGAACAAUAUACAACAGAAAGACAGUGGGAUGACAUCAACACGACCUAAGCUUAAUUCGAAUAAUCAGUUAUAAAUAUAAGCAAAACGUCCUUUGUGAAUCGAUUGCUUUCAUUUGCGUUUAAGUUUGGAAUCAGGUAAUAAUAUAGUUUACAUGUUUUUCGUUUAAGUUCCUAGUUCUAAAGUUAUUGCGCGAAAUGAUAGAGCUGAUACAUUCAAGAAAACUUUUUUUUUUCAAUUUUAUUUUUUCAUGAGUUUAAACCAAAGUAAUCGAGACUUGAUCUAUGAAAAAAAGCUUGAUGCAUGUGCGUAAAGUGUCGUUCAAGAUUAGCCUUUGCGGACGGACGACACGGUAUUUUUCGCUAAAAUCUCUCUUUAGCGAAAAUCCAAUUUAGACAAAAAAGUGUCUUGUCUGAUAAGCCUGAUAAGCCUGUGUGGACAGCACAGGCUAAUCUGGGACGACACUUUACGCAAAUGCAUCAAGCUCCGUUUUCCCAGUGCAAGGCUCAACUAUAUUAUUUGCAUACCAUUUUUUCAACUGGAAACUACGAACAUCACAGUGAAAAUCAUAUGCGGUCAAUUCAGCCACACGCUACAUGUAUCGAUUGAGCCAGUCAAUGAGUUCCCGCCAUACUUUUUCAAUCGUCCAUAUAACAUAACCAUCCCAGAGAAUACGCAAGUAGGCGCCUCUGUGUUUGAAGUGAGGUCCAAGAUGGGAGACCUUGAUGAACCCGCUGAUGUCAUCAAAGAAUUCCGACUAGAUCAGUAUCUUAUACCGCAGUACGAUGGGCGUCGACAUUUUGCGAUGAACAGCUCGACAGGCGUGAUUGAGAGCCGCGAUAUGAUCGACUACGACACCAUAGGUACAACCAAGUUCUUGAUGCUGAAAAUCGUCGCCAUGGAUAUUGAUGGACAAGAAGAAUCCACAACGUUGAACAUCACCAUUAUGGAUGUUGACGAUCUCACUCUGCGUUUCUUGCGAAAACCAUGUGAUGACGUCACCGCAAUGUGUGACGUCACCGUUUACACAGCAGAGAUUGAUCGUCAUUUUCAGGGCUCGCUGAAUGUCCGGCCAUCUCAUGUGCAUGCACGAGACGGUGACGUAGGUCUUAAUUAUGACGUCACAUAUUCCAUAGAACCAGAUGACGGAGUUGUCAAUAUCAACAACUUCACGGAAGAGUUGAGCGUCGCGUCAUCGUUUGAGAUGGUCAAGAAUAUGACGUCAGGCGAGACGCUUUCGCUGACAUUCAACAUUAUGCAUUUCAGGCGACGGAAGUGUCCGAGCGGAAGAGGAACGCCAGCGUCCCAUUGAUGUUACGUGUUUUUCACGAGUUUUCCGCAGUACUAACAGGCUAAUCAGGGACGACAAUUUCCGCUUUUAUGACAUUUUUCGUUUAAAUGAAGUCUCUUCUUAGCAAAAAUCCAAUUUAGGCGGAAAAUGUGGUCCCUGAUAAGCCUGUGCGGACUGCACAGGUUAAUCUGGGUAGACACUUUACGCACAUACAUUAUGCCCAGUUUUCUCAGAACACGGCUCUAUUUAUGCACAAUACUGUUUUUGUUUUGAUUUAGAUUUAUGAAUUGUUAAGUUAAGUAUUGGGAAUGAAUGAGUUUCUAAUUGAUUGAUAUUGUAAGAAUGCUUGUCCAUAGUUGAGAAGUGUCUUUUAAGUGUGGAUUGAUGAACAGCUUCAACCCGACUGGAAAACAAAAAGGUUUUUGGUUUUAUUUCAUGACAUGCUCACAUCAACUGUUAUAAGGCGACACAAUUGUUUAGAAUAUCUCAAUUUAUAGCCCACCUUAUGUUUAUUGCUGUAUUUUUUAUGCCCAAUCCCCCUUCGAAGAAGAGGGGUUAUAUUGUUUUGCUAGAUGAAGGUCGGUCGGUCGGUCUGUCUGUCGGUCGGUCAGAGUCUGUCGGUAGACCAGUUCGUUUCCGAUCAAUAACUUUUGAACUAUUGACCGAUUGCCUUGAUACUUCACAUAUGCAUUGGCCUUGGACAGUUGCUGACCCCUAUUGAAAUAAGGCUCACUAGGUUAAAGGUCAAGGUCAUUGUCACAAUAAGUGUGAAAUCGUUUCCGAUCAAUUACUCGUCAACGAAAACCUGAUUGGCUUGAUACUUCAUAUGUGCAUUGGCCUUGGACAGUAGAUGGCCCCUAUUGAAAUUGGAGUCACUAGGUCAAAGGUCAAGGUCACUGUCAUGAUAAGUGUGAAAAUCGUUUCCGAUCUAUAACUCGUCAACAAAUUGACCGAUUGACUUGAUACUUCACAUGUGCAUUGGCCUUGGACAGUACAUGACUCCUAUUGAAAUUUGGGUCACAAGGUCAAAGGUCAAAGUCACAAUAAGUUGGAAAAUCAAGGCCCUGUUUCGGGGGCAUAUGUCUCCGACCGCCGAACUCUUGUUUCAUUUUUUUUAUUUGACGAAAUUUCAGGCCAACCAAUUUAAUAAUUUCACAGUAUGAGUUUCUCACCACUUGUUUUAAGGGCCUCUGGCUUCUCUGUCAUAGCUUAUUUCCAUUUCUGUCUCUUUUUGAUUCAAAUUCAACUAUUUAUGUUGGGUUUAAUUGAUUCAACAUUGUAAUUUAUGUGGAAAAUUUAGUUUUUUCCAGUACAUUUAUGUUGUCAUUUCAUGAUGUUAUUGCAUUUUUUUCAGGAAGGACUGUUAUGGUUUGAUCACGUAUGAUAUAACUAUAAGCUAUGUAUUAAAAUAACUGAUUAGCAAUUAUGCAGAUUAAUUGAUUGCGCAGAAGUAAAAUAGUAGCCAUUUUUGUUCCGAUUCGCCCGUUUUCCUGGCUUGAAAUUCUUUUUUCUCCUUUUGGCUUUUGAAAUCGGUGUGCGCGACGGCGUUUUACAUGGUUUUGACUUAAACACGGUAAUGUAUGGUACUCAUUAGAGUCGCGUUCUGAGAAAACUGGGCAUAAUGCUUGUGCGUAAAUUGUCAUCCCAGAUUAGCCUUUGCAGUCCGCACAGGCUAAUCAGGGACGACAAUUUACGCUUUUAUGGAAUUUUUCGUUGAAAUGAUGUCUCUUCUUAGCGAAAAUCAUGUUACGGCGGAAAGUGUCGUCCCUGAUAAGCCUGUGCGGACUGCACAGGCUAAUCUGGGAUGACAAUUUACGCACAUGCAUUAUACCCAGUUUUCUCAGAACGCAACUCAUUAGUUCAGCUUUCUUAUCCUGUUACUUGUUUAAACACUGUGCGCUUCCUUUGUCUACUUUGACUUUUGGUCUUCUGGAUUUCUUGUUAAAAAAUCUUUAUUUUUUGUUUCCUUUUGCAUAUUAAAAAAAAUUGAAAAUAUUGAAAUGGUGUCAAAUAUUCGCAUACUUUAUAAGGAAAAAAGUUAAAUAUUAACAUAUAAUAAGUUUUUUUGUAAUGCUAAAAAGUUAUAUUAAUAUAAGAGUGUUUGCGAGUUAAAAUGCAUUUAAAAUGUAAAUGAGAAAUAUGGU